CCGUGAGAAUGGAAGUGGCUGGAUGUGGCAACGAGGUUGAAGAAGGUGGGCGUCGACAGAGAGGCCGAUCGGUGCGGGAAGAAGUGGGACAAUCUGAUGCAGCAGUUCAAGAAGGUUCAUCAUUUCCAAGGACUGUCCGGGAAACAGGACUUCUUCCAAUUGUCUGGGAAGGACAGGAUGUCGAAGGGCUUCAGUUUCAAUAUGGAUCGUGCGGUUUAUGACGAGAUACUAGGGUCGACCGCAAAGAACCACACCAUAAACCCGAAGAACGCCGCAGACACUGGCGCUCAGGGUGGUGUGCGUCUGCCAUCCGCCUCUUCAGCGGAUCCUGAAUCUGUGCGCGACGGGGACAGUGGUGCAGCGCACGACGACGACGACGACGGGUCCACCAAAGGUUCUUCGCACACGACGGGUGGCGCAGGCGGUUUUGGCAAGAGGAAGAGCACAAGGCGGCAAACAUUUGAGGCAAUGACGGAGUGCAUGGAGAAGCAAGGGGCGUUAAUGGCGUCAACGAUGGAGAGCAACAGCAAACGUCAUUGCUCCAUCGCCAUACGUCAUUGCGAGGCGCUGAAAGCGGAGAUCGAAAUCCUCGCCUUCGUCGUCCAGAUUGUCAUCGUCACCGCGGGUGCGUCUUGUGCCAUGUCCUCACGCACUUCCGCACGCGGCAAGGCCGCCGCCAACCUCUCACAACAACCUCCGACCCGAGAGAAGAAGGGCCGCCACAUGACCAGCAAGAAGAGGAAGAUCCUCGAAGGCGCCCCGGCACAUGGAGGUUACGUGCUGGAUGAAGAGUGGGUGCCGGAGGACGUGGCGACGCAGGAGGGGACGAAUUUCGAAGACUCUGACGACAUGCCGUUGCAGCGGAAGUCGUCCAAGCGGGGGAGUGGCGGCGUCCGCAUAGACGACGCUGGCGAAAGACGACGCGCAGGAGGGCGGCCAGCACCGGAAGAUGUCCUCGACAUUGACGCCGCGAUGGCAGCCAGAGAAGGCGGGGGAAAUCGCGCGCCACUGCCACGGGUGAAGGCAGGCGAUCUUGCAGGGGAGGGGGACGACGACGAAGCAUUGGUGAACAGGCUGCGCCAGCAGAAUACGCGGGAAGGAAUGGAGGUGGCGGCGAAGCUGUGGGUGGAUGACCUCCACUUCUGGAACGAGAGGGAGGGAUUUGCCAUCAUCAAGUUGAUCGCGGAGGCGCGCGGUUAUCUUGUGGCUGUGGUGCGGGGAGAGCAGCCUCCGCUCAUUCGUCGCAGCAUCGUCUUGCCUCACAACAGCAUCCCGCAGCACAAGAUCGCGGACGAGUCGGAGUUAAACGCUGCGAAGGAGAGGGCGCUGAAGGUUCAGCGGAUCGCUUUGCGGGUGAUACACGGGUGGGUCUUCAAGUCUCAGAACAGGCAAAGGGGGUACCACGCGGCGUACCAGUACGCACUCAACCACGCGGCCACCGACAUCGCUUGCGCGAUGUGGAUGGGGGAGGACUGGCGUUAUUGUGUGAGUCUGAUGGUCGUCCACCACACGCUCGACAUGGAUAUGAAGUUGCCUUUGUGGUUCGUGGGCGCCGAUGUCGAAGACAGGCACGAGGACGACGGCUUGGCAACUUAUCACGAGGCGAGCAACCAGCGACGAGUGGGGGCUUUCACGAGCGCCGUGAUCAUUGUGGAGGCGACGGACGGCGACCGUGUAUCGCACGAAAGGUUGAAGACCAUGGCCGACGUGAUGCGGAUGAUGCUCGCGGCGACCAUGUGGCUCAUGCGGAUGGCGGGUGAGGAUCAUCGCGCGCAUUACGACGCCUGGGUCUUCGUCCAACUCACGGCGAACCCGACACUCGUCGCAUCCAUGCAUCGCUACUUCGAUGCGCGUCGGCACAUCGUGCAAGCUGCGACCGUAAUCACCGACAAGUUGGCGAGUCCCCCCAUCACUUUGAUCGACCCUCCAAUGUAUGUUCCCGACUGGGCGUCCAUCGGUGUGAAGUUCUCACAUGACACCUUGUUGUCUUCCCCGAUGGAGGCGAAGAAGGUGGAUUGGCUGGGCACAGGCCCCCCGGAAGACAAAGACGACGGGAAAGGCGACGAACAGGGAAGCGGGGGGGGUCGAUGACGCCUUUUAGUCGUCUACGUAGUUUUUCCUCGCGUGAUGCUGCUCUGCCGUGGCUUGUUUUUCGAC
Chara braunii is the source of this 2157-nucleotide messenger RNA. Lineage: Eukaryota; Viridiplantae; Streptophyta; Charophyceae; Charales; Characeae. The record is from the annotation of a GenBank genome assembly.